Molecule: messenger RNA, 5529 nt
Organism: Symbiodinium sp. CCMP2592
Lineage: Eukaryota; Dinophyceae; Suessiales; Symbiodiniaceae
Source: the annotation of a GenBank genome assembly
AUGUUAUGCAGCAUCAUAAAAGUCCGCCUCAUUAUCCAGACAUCGAUCGCAUGUGGCCCUGUUCUCGAGAAUAACAAGCUGAUGCAGGAGACAGCUGAGAACGGCCGCUUUGUGAAGGCAUGUUUCCCCAUGACGGCCUUCGGCUCCACCAAGCAGACCGUGGUGAUGCUGUGGGGCAGCGAUCGCUUGGUGAUCAAAGGUUUGAAGCACCUGUCAGGGAUUGACCGCGGCUUCGUGAAGCCGGCUCGGGAAAGAUUUGAUGAAGAGGAAAGGACGGCGACUUUUAUUUACGCUGUAACAGAUAUCACUCUGCUCCGACACCGUCGGAGUGUUGACUUUCUGGUGGCACUUGAUCUUGGCCGAUUUCUCAACAGCCUCGCCAAAGAUCUGCUGCAACAGGACCUCGAUGAAGUUUUCGUGAGAGUGCCCCACGAUGCCGAUGUGAAUCUUCGUGGGAAACGGAACGAUUUGAUCUUUCAGGCCGAAGAGUUCCAUAUUACCCGCCCGCUCCCCGCCGCGACCGCGGCCGCGAUGGUAACCACGGCAAUCAAUGCAGCAGACGAGGACUGCCCUUUGACGGUGCUGUUGGCACUGCCAACAGGCUCUGCGAUCUCGGCGAUCUACGAUUUUGACAGUUUUGCGAAUCGCGGGUCUGUGGCUAAUGGGCAGCUACUGACCGAGACUCGGACUCUCAGUGCGAGGUCUUUGGCCUCCGACAAUGCUGAGCAUGACGAGGAGAAGCCGGAUGCAAAGAGAUUUCUCAUGUCGACGGCCAAGCGAUCUUUGGACGAGGCUUUCGGACUGGGUGGCUCGGAGAAGGCCAUGGGCAGCGACAGCAAAAAGAAGGACAAGAAGAAGAAGGCCUUGGAUGAUUCGGCGGCAACUUUUGGGCUCGCAAAGAAGGAUAUGCUGAGGACCAUGGACUACACGGUGGUAUCCGAUCUCGAAGCCAACAAGAUAGCUUUUGUUCUGUCAUCAGUGACCCCGGCUAUGAUUGCCAACGAUCUGUUUGAGCUAGGAGGAGAGCUGGAGUCGCUCCUUCGCGAUCGGGCUGUGCAAGCCAGGAAGAACCGUGCCAAGACCGAGCACAACGAAGCGAUGUUUCAGGCCGACAAGUCUGAAUGGUCGAGAAAGCUGGAUGAUAUAUUGAAGGAGCACCGGACCACAGGCACGAGGCUUGUUCCAUGUCUGCCACAGACAAAGGCAGCUACGGAAGACCUCAAGAAGACGAUCAAGGCGAGCAGCAAAGAGUCCAAAGACAGCAAAGGGUCCAAAGACGGCAAAGACCCCAGAGACAAGCAUGAGGCGGGGAAGAAGAAGAGGAAGCCAGCUCCCAAGGAGUGUCCUGGCUCCGAGAAUGAUGAUGAUGAUGAUGCAAAGGAGGAGGAGGAGGAGGAGGACGACACGGGAAGCCCGACGGGGGCUCCCUAUAUGGAUUCCGCCUCGGAGCCAGAGCCGGGGCCAGAAGAGGAUGAUGAAAACGAGGAUGCUGAUAUUUUCCAAGGCGACUUCAAGCCGGCCGCCCCGACUGCCACGACUACAUCCGGCAGUCUGGAGAAGCUGCCGGCCAAGUUCAAGCAUGUUUUGGAGCGAUUCGAUUCUGGGAUUUUAGACUCCCUGCCGAAGGAGCUCUCGCAGACGGAUCUUGGCCACUGGAUCCUUGUUCUCGACAAGGAAUGCCUACACAAGCCGGAGCACUUCCAGCUCGGACUGGAAGGACCGUUAUCCACCCACAUCUCGGCCGGCAAGUCGCAGCUCAUGAAGAUGUCUCUGCGGGUGAUGUCGACGCCGACACGCCGCACACCUGCUGCUGAGAAGGGUAGCUAUUUGCGGGAAGGCCGCCUCACACAGGCAGAAGUAUCGUCGAUUUUGGACAAUGCCUACGUGCUCACCCGCAUAGCGACGUGCUCGCUCAUUCGACAGCAUGUGAUUCCUUGGCUCAAUUAUGGCUGCCAGCCAAUGGAUACUGCAGAGACUCAAGCAGCUCUCAGAGCCGGGUGCAACCAAGACCAGCGGCCAGAGCUGCUGAAGCGGAUGCACAAGAAAUUGGAGCUUAUUGAUUCUCUUAUUCAAGAUGGGAAGCCGGUCGGCGAGAUCGAGGACGCCCUAGCGAUCCAUCGACAAGCAGCUGCAAGGCAGCUUCUGCCGCUGCGGCCGAGAAUUUUUCAGGAGCCUGAAGUCCAAGAGGCAGCGGCAAUAGAAGAUGCGACGAGCUCGGAGACAGCAAGCCCUGGAGUCCAGUACACCGACACCGAGAUCCUGUACCUCAGAUCAGAAACACAGCAAGCAAAAGGAGUCCUGCAAGUGCACAAGGUGCCCGAGGAGUGCAUUAUCAAUGGAUACCGGUUUCUGCUGAGAGCCGAAGAGAUCUGGAGUCUGACAAAAAGAGCCCAGCAGUUUACUAAUUGGUAUACGAAGCUGCAGGAUGGCCUUGGGCUGGACGUGGCAGAUGCAUGGAAGAUAGAUGUGAAUCAGCACAUGGUUCGCAAGGCCACGUACAAAGGCAGUUUGAAGAUUUCUCGGGGAUGUGUGAGUCUGGAGAGCUGGCGAAGCUUCCUAGAGCAUGCUGAUAUGGUGCAGUGGCGAACCUGUAGACUCCUGGCGAAGGAGGAGCAAAACAUUGAUACAGGCAUCGGUGUGGCCGUCGCCGCUUGGUUCAUUCUUCGUGCAGCAGAGCGGGCACUGCCAGCGGUCGUGACCAACCAGAUGCCUCCGCUGCAAGCCGAUUUCAAGUUCCAUCCAGCAACGAAGGAUGGCCGCAAGCUCCGUGGCGAUUGCAAACCUCGGGCCGAGCUUGCAAUUGACAGAUUUAUCUCCCGAGGGGGAGGGUUCUGCUCCUCCGAGAUGGACACGUCUUUGAAAGCUUUGGGCCUGGAGACAACCUCGGACUUUAUGUGUAGAUACACGCGGAAGACGGAAGUGACCAUCAAAGAGGCUCUCGCGAAGAUGACGAUGAAAUCUUUGGGAGUCCUUUGUGACUCAUCCCCCAUGGCCAAGAUGGUUUGGCUACCGCUCCUCUCCGUGCAGGGGGUGCUCUCAGUCGGAACCCUUCAACGGCUGUCCACUCUUCUUCCCAGCACGGCCACGGCCGAAGAGAAACAACAAGUGGCUGCAAUGGUUGCAGACUCCCGAAGCAGCACCAUCAUGGCCGAUCCAAACAAGAAGGCUGAACUCAAAAAGCCCAAGGCGCUGAGCGCCAUCAAACAGGAUCGUCUAUCCAGCAGGCAAGAGCUGAAGGCUCUCAUGAACAUCCUGAGCCACGUUGGCAUUUCGAUGGAGGAUUGCUGGCCACGUCACCCGCUCGUUGCAGCAAACCCGGAGAGGGAAAGCCGUAUUCUGCACAAGGUCGGAGCCCUCUCGUUGGCCUAUAUCUUUGACCGCGAAAGUGGAACGUGCAGAUGGGAUACUCCCAUGAGCACUGACCACUUGAGACUGGUCAUUUGUCCAGACCAAGGGGGCCCCAUGUUCUGCUGCUACCAAUACUUGGCCCACAAUGGGGCGAGUGUGGCACUGGUGAGAGACGAGAAUGACCACUUUGUGCGGCUGGCUCUUCAGGGCCAAAAAGUCGCCCUGGAAUACCUCUGGAUUUGGUUGCACCCUCGCCGAGGCUGGAACCAGGCUCGCCCCGACGAUGUUCUCAUGGACAUGUUCCAGCGGGACAUCCUCAAAGAGAACGAUCUGGAGGAGACGGCAGACAGCAAGCUGAACUUCACGCGGGUGAUGGAGAUCCUGGGCAAAACUUGCAAAUGGUGCUCGUUCUCGCACACAGCCAAGCGAUUUCAGAUGAGUGCAACCUUGUUACUUAUCCUGUGGUCGGCUAUGGAGGUCGGCAAGAAUCCUUUCAAGAUCUUGGACGACGAAGGGCCCCAGCAGAACCAAAAGUCCUACGACAAAACAGUUGACCUCUGUGUGAAGGCCCUGACCAACGAGCUGAGCUUCGGCAUCUUCCGUGUGGCCCGCAACAUGCUGGAGCCCUUCCGGGAGCUGUGUUUGGAACUUGUCAUCAGACUAAAGUUUCGAAGGGGCAUCACCCACGAAGACCUCCUGAGGGAAUCUUUUGGCCUCUACCUUUCGACUGUUCACGAGUUGCUGCAGUACACGUUGUACCUGCGGAGCAGCCCUCACUGUGCAGCGGGUCUCAUUUCCGAGAAGGACGCAGACAACGGCAGCAUCAAGGAAGGCAUCCUCACGAGAAUGAAAGAUGAAUGGCAAACCGUGCUGGAGAUGGAAGCGAAGCCGGCAUCCGCUGUCAUUUUGACAGCCAGCUGCCACCACACGAGAUACCAGCAUUACCGUGAGAUCAUGACUUGCCUGGAAAAGCACGAGUUUCGCAUGACGGCCGAGUGCAAGGACAUGGUGAGUGCCUGGAACCCGGCAUUCUGCCAGAGUGCCUCCCUGGAGAGCAUGUUUGGGGAUAUGAGUGACGCCGUCAAGAGAUCAGGGCGAUCGGACUGUGGAGGCCUGGCAAGCUUGCAUGCGGUUGGGGUGCGAAGCUUGAUGCACCGUGUGUGCCGGAAACCGGAAAGCCCGAAGCCUGUGGAACUGGUGAAGGAGGCUGUGGGGCUGAAGGAGCUCCCCUACAAGUUCGCGGGUGCACUGCCGGAGCAGCAGGAGGAUGAAACGCGAGUUCCCUGCAAGCAGCAGGCGGACUUUUGGGACCCGCUGGGCCAGGGGGUGUCCACUCCUGCUCUCGCCUUGGAUGUCGGCAGGUGCCUGAUCAAGCAGCUCCGCUUUGGCUACGACGAUGUAGUCUUGUGUGGCUACAGCUUGCAUGUCUGCGAGAAGGCCUUAGAGGAAAAGUCUGGAUCCUGUAUCUUGAUGAGAAGAGGGGCCACGGAAUACUCCUUGCUGUGCUAUUUAGUGCAAACGCAGCAAAUCUUGCAGACCGCCAGUGCAUCCUUGAGCGAGCUGCUGAUGAGACACGAUGUCCAGAUGGCGAAGAGCUCGACAAAAAAUCAGAAAGUCAGAAGAUUGCUGAUGCUUCCAUCUGUGACGGACGCAUGUGACCGUGCAGUCAUCGAGCGGAUAUUGGCCAAGCUGGAUGAACAAGAGGAGAAAAGGAAGAAGAGAAGCCAAAGCAAGGAAGAGGAGCAGCAGGAUGACGAGGGCGACGAGAUCCAGUGGGCCGAGCUGUGCGACGAUCCUGCUACUGCAGCCUGCAGAGAGCUCUUGGAAAGGAUGGAUGAGGCAGAAGAGAAGGAGGACACAAACGGCAUCAGUGAUGUUUGUGCUCUUUCGUUUUUUUUGCAAAGCUCGGAAAACAGAAUCAAACGACUCGGCAGGAGGCUCACGAGCACAAGGACGACGAGGAAGCAAAGCCGGCUGCAGCUUUGGGCGAAGAGGCGGCUCGAGCAUCAAGAGCCUUCCUGUCAUCCUCUUCGGUAUCGUUGCCAAACACGUUGGUGGCUUCAAUGCCUGUCCCUCCCGAGUGCUCCAUUCACCAGACCGUACACUGCGAUGGAACGUUACCACACUUUCAAGGACGUUUGUUCAACAACCGUUGCUUUGAAGGCAAGUGGCUGGGAUUGA